AUGAAUAUUGUACCGGACCAAGAAGAGGAGGUGGCCAAUGAUGAACAUCAGGGAAACAACAACAGUUUAAAAGCUUUGGACGAAAAUGAAGCGAAACGAAUUGCACUAACAAUCCAUAAUCUCACGGAUGACGGAAAAUGGCUUAUUGCUGCUUGGACUGAGUGGUCCUAUAAACAGUUAGGAAUUAGAUCGAGAGGCGACAGACAUCGAACACAUAAAGUUGAGAUUGACGAAGGAGCAGCAGGCGAUAGUAAGGAGAAGAAAGAGGGCCAUCAUCGAGGGCAUAAAUUCAGAAAACAUGGCCAUACUGGUAGUGCAGAAGGGGAACACGGCAAGCUUCCGGCAAGUCACAGAAUCAUCGUAGAUGAAGGCGAAAACAGAGUGCAGCUACCCUCGGAUGAACCAGUUCCUUCCGGUAAUUCUUCACUUCUGUGA
Messenger RNA from Gongylonema pulchrum, 435 nucleotides. NCBI's taxonomy places the organism in Eukaryota, Metazoa, Nematoda, Chromadorea, Rhabditida, Gongylonematidae. The record is from the annotation of a GenBank genome assembly.